This is a messenger RNA of Brassica rapa (field mustard), 6761 nucleotides long. Its product is annotated as F-box/LRR-repeat/kelch-repeat protein At1g09650-like. Gene Ontology annotation, molecular function: protein binding. NCBI's taxonomy places the organism in Eukaryota, Viridiplantae, Streptophyta, Magnoliopsida, Brassicales, Brassicaceae. The record is from RefSeq and is a predicted model, not a curated record.
AGAAUUAGUCUAAUUUGAAUCACGCAAAUAAAAAUGGCGUUUAGUAAUCAUUAUUUACCCUAUACAGACGCCAAUUAUAUAUAAAUACAAGGGCUUCUAGCUACAUUACCUCACCACCAUCUUCUUCUCAAUACAUUCUUAUCACAAACAUUCUUGCAAGCACAACACUCAUGGCCGGCUUUAACUCCGUUGCCGAUUUGAUUAAUUUUUUUUUUCAAUCUUGAAAGAGCUUAAGUGUUUGGCAUAUGGACCUGAAGUUCACAAAUUUUAUGAUUUCUGAAUUUGUACGAAUGCUAAUCCGCCGGUUUGUGUAUUAAGCUUAUGGAGAAUUGAAUGGGGUGAAGGUUUGUUUCAUUUAAUAUAAAAAUAACAACUUUGUUAUAUGUUAGUGUUGCGUGACUAAGAAAAUAUAUGUGUUACUUUCUUAGGGGACUUCACAUUUAUUACAAACACCGAAGGAUCUCAAAGGCUUUUCGAUGAUGACCUGCCAGAAAUUCAGGAUUUCAUAUUGAGGUGCUCAAUUUGUUUCCUUUUUUUUCACCUUAGCAGUUUGUCUUAUCAUAAUGCUAUUAUAACCAUUUAUAUAAAAACCUUGAGUUAUUUUUUAAUUCAAUUUUAUAUUUAUAUCAUUCCAGGAUUCCACUGGUGGCAUGAUUGCAAGUUAUAUUCGAAGCUCUCAUUUACGAUCGGAUGCAAUCCCAAAAAAAGUUUUAUAUUGCCAAUGUUUCAUUUUAUCUUUUACUUCAUAAUUUAUUUUUAUACGUUUUUGCUUGCUUUUUGAAGCUUAAUUUAUAUAGACAUACACAAGUUCGGCUAAACCCUUUAUCAUAUAAAAUGUAAUAUUUCUUUCUAUGAUUUUUACCUUUCAAAUACCUAUAUAUUUAAAGUGAUAAACUAUUUAAAUUUAUUCAUUCCGCGCAUGGCGCAGAUUAUCACCUAGUUAUCUUAUUAUUUUAUCGAUUUAUAUCAUAUUUUAUACCGGUCCAAGUUGGGACCGACGAAAUUUAUUAAUUUAUCGAGUAUUCAUUUGUAUCCUUCUUAAUUGAUAUCUAGCAGAUCCUUCUAUUAUAUAAGAGAAAUUGCAUUAAAUUUCUUUUCAAUCUUAUAUUUUAAUUAAUUAAUCAUCAGAUAUUAAAGAAAAUCUCAUCCUCAUAAAUUAAUUAGUGUUUUGUUAAAUUGUAUAUCCAUUUUGCCAAUCUAACAAAACCGACACAUUUAAAGUUUAUUAUCUGUGUUCUUUAAUUAGAAAGCUUUUAUCUUUUAUCUACAAUCUUAGUUGUUUAUUUUCUAACCUUUUAAAAUUAUUUUAAAACAGACGUGUCAUAAUUUGAUUCUAAUAACUAAAUUAUAUAUAUGGUCUCUUAAUGUAAUAUAUAUUGACAAAUCUAAAAGUUAAUGAAAAGUAAAAUUUAAAACCCAAAAAUCACAGUAACAUAAUUGCUCUUAUAUUUUGUUUUUAAAACAUAAUUGCUAUCAAAACUAAUGUAAUCUCUUCUAGAGAUUUAGUUUCCUUCUAGGCUUAAAUCAUAAGACAUAUCAAUGUAUGUUUUCUAAUAUAAAUACUCACAUGAGUUUAAUAAUGAUCAUCAGUUAACAACAACCGACCCUAGACUCUUUUCAGGACAAUAACACCAAAACCCAAAACGAAAUCUCAACACCAUUCACGGUAUGGAACUACCCCAUGGCUUAAUUAGAGAUAUCCUCGAGAAACUACCGGUGAAAUCUCUGUUAAGAUUCAAAUCCGUGUCAACGCAAUGGAAAUCUACGAUUGAAUCUGCAUAUUUUAAGAAAAAACAGUUGUUAUAUAGUCAACUACAAGAUCCAGAUAUCCUUAUCACCAAUCGCUUUGAAGGUGAAGAUAAAGAACAUGUAACAAGGAUGUUCACGAUAGGUUCGUCGGAUUUGAUCAAACUGCCUAAUGUUUGCCCUGUGCCUAUGCCAAUUCCCUUGGAGAACAAAAAAUCAUCGUUUUGUUAUACCUAUUCCGUUUGUGGUUGUGACGGUAUGAUAUGCUAUUACAAUUACUUCACUUGUAUAUAUCUAGUCAAUCCUAAUACUAGAUGGUUACGAAGUGUUCCUCAAGCGGGGCAUCAAGAAGCUGCUCUCAAGGUGAUGAAUAAAAUACAUGGAACCUGGACGGAAGAUAACGAUGGCAUUUUAUGUAAUCUAGGAUUUGGCAAAGACAAGUUCACAGGCAGAUACAAAUUGGUUUGGUUAUAUAAUUCAUUUGAGUUUACUCUAAGUAACACUACAGUUUGUGAAGUUUAUGAUUUUAAUAACACCAACACUUGGAGGUAUGUGACUGCUUCUCCUGUCCGUAUUUUUGAUGAACAAGCUCCAGUACACUUAGAUGGAUCACUUUACUGGUUCACUGAUGAGUAUAUCACAGACACAAAAGUAUUAUCUUUCGAUAUCCAUACAGAAAAAUUUCACAUGAUCGCAGAAGCUCCAUUUUUCGAAGUAGAUGAGAAGGAAAUCAUCAUGUGCACUCUGAAUAACCGUCUAUGCGUCUCGCAGAAGGAGUGGCCAAAACAAGAGAUUUGGUCACUAAAUAAUUCAGAUAUGACUUGGGAGAAAAUAUAUUCGUUAGAUCUACAAACUGAUUAUGAUUGGUUUACGGAUUAUCUGCCACCACCAUGCACUUAUUCGCCAGAUGUUGUUCCAUGUGCCAUUCCUGUCGCGGUUUUGAAGAACAAGAAGAAAACACUAGUGCUUUAUUAUCCUCGUGCGAAGAAUCCGAAUCUUUUAAUGUACGAUCCUGAAUCAAGAUCAUAUGAUUUAUGUUUCGUACGUGAUUACAUAGUACAUUCUUGCGAGAGUUCAUUUUCUUGUUUCCCAAGUUUGAUGUCAAUUGUAUAAAAAAUAAUAAUUAAUUUUGAGAUAUAUUAUAGUUUAGUAUCCUAGUUGUUGUUUAAUAAUAUAUCUUUAACUUAUUUGCCUUGCGAAAGCCAAAUAAAAGGGUUACUCGCAAUUGUAGUUUAUGUUACAUGCAUGGUUUGAUUUGACAAAUCAUGUUCACCAAGCAUGUUAUUUAUCUUGUCUAAAGUUUCUCCACUCUAUCUUGAAGUGAAAGUAUCACGGUUUUGGUUCCUUUUUGUGAUGACUACAACUCUGCUUGUCUGGAACCUUCAAACUCAUCGUGCCAAAGUAAUGGCUUUUCUUUGACCUUGGUUGUAUAAUCUCUCGGUAACUAUAGAGUACCAUGUCCCUCUAUCUUCCUUCAUCACUGUCCUACAACCGUGUCAGCAGACCAUGCAUCUUCCUCAAGACAUGGCCUUUAUGAUAACACCUCUAACCUUUCUCUUCCUCAAAAUAUCAUCAAUGUUUAUGCUGAACAAAUUUAAGAUAGAGAAAUGAAAAGGAAAACUCAAACUAAAUUACAAGCACAUCAUUACUAAUGUGAGAUGAGAAAAAUCAGGUCUCCACAUAAGAAAAUGCGUGUGAGGGAAAGAAAAAAAAGAAGAUGGUUUUUGGGCCAUGGCACAUGGCAGCCUGGCCUGUAGCAACACAUAUAAGCUUUAGUUGAUUAUGACACUGGAGACCUUUGUGUUUAGAAUCUCAGUUGCUUUAUACCUCACGACAGUGGUAGUUUGGGCCAGGAAGCUGAGUUGAAUAGAAUGUUAUAACACGGAGAGAACUGUAAACAGAAACAUCGAUAAAGUGAAAAAUUGAUAAGACUCAGCAAGCUUGAACCAUAGUAACUAGUAAGGCAGGGGAAUUACAAUUAAGAAUGCUACAACUCUGCACCAAAUCAAGACGGUGUAUAUUAUUUUGCUUUUCAGGAUGAAUGGAUGGAAAGUCCACUGCAAUAAAUGCCCAAAGAGUAUCCAUAUCGGAAUAUAACCAUGUAAUGGCUGCUAACUCUGACAAAGUUCUGAAGAAACUAUGUGACUCACCAGGAAAAAGGAAACAAAUACACUAGUGAACACAGUCUCACUUAUGUAGCUUCUCUCUUGACCAAGCUCCUAUACAAUCGGGGAACAAAGGCAGUCUGAGCAUAUAUAUAUAGCUGAAAGGUCUGAGACAAACCGGAAGAAGAAAGAAGCCAAGAUCUUGGAGAGUGGGUCCUGCGCGAUGAAUAGAAUGAACUCCUCUAGCAGCUAAUUAAACCAUGAAUGUACUGCACAACAUAACAAAAUGCAAUUCACAAAGCACAAACUCAUAAGUAAAAUCCCAGAGACGAAAAAGCUACAUUAACCACAAACUAACACACAAAAGCCACCUCUCUUUGGUUAAGAAAAAACAAUCCUACUAACAGUGUUUCUGCUGAAAAGAAAAAGAAAAAAAAAAGAGUAAAGGUUCUCUCAAAAGUUACCAUGAUCAGACAUUCACAAAGUGUCAAAACAACACAACCAUUGAUCAGACUUCAACAAAAAGAAACAGGAGUCAUCAUUAAGUAAAGCUCACUGUGAAGAAACACAUCUCGGAAAGUCAGGAUCAACGUAAUAAACAUUUUACAAUUUUCACAAACCAACAGUCAGCAGGAUCAACGAGAUCAUAAGCCUGUUACAUUUGCUCUCACCUAUGAUCCACGAUUCGUUUUUCUUCUUUAGAGGUUGAAUUGAGUAAAGAUUCGGACAGAACAUUUCAGUUUAUCAAUCUGCAAAAUAAAGAAUGAAAAUUCUGACCCACGUCGAAACCAACAUUUAAAUAGCUAGGAAUUAGGUAUGUGAGGUCGAACAUUAGUGACAUCAAGGCAAUAUGUAACAGAGUUCAAAUGUUGCCAAAUAAAUCUUUGUAUUCCAAUAUUUUUGAAAAACAAGCUAAUAAUCAGUCUUUACGGUAAGAAAACUAUGUAUGGGACAGUUACAAACAAACAAACCAACAAAAGCGGAAAAAGUUUCGAGUUUUUUACCUUCUCACUGUGGCGUUGAAGGGAAUCACCAUUUCUUAAUGAUUUCUUCUUCAGUAAGAGUGCUUCUAGCUUCGAACAACCCAAGUUUUUGGCACAUCUCACAGGGAUUGAUUGAUAAAUCAGAAAUGUAUACAAAAAUCAUGAAGAUACUUGCAAUAAAGAUUUCUUAGUGUGUGAAAAAAAAAAAAAAACUACAAUAUUAAGACUUAAUAAGCACGGUUCUAUAUAUACAAAUAAAUAACAGCAACAAUAGCUGGAAACCCACUAAGCAACAGACAUAAAAAAAUAACAAACAAAGUGGUUUCAAGUUUCUCUCGGGUCCGCUUUUCGAGGAGCCGUUUCAAGCAAGAAGCUCCGGCGGCAUCACCGCCAUUCCGCGUCCGCUCCGUGUCGUCGUCCUGCAUUGUGAAGAUGUAUAUUCUGUAUCAGUUCGUGAAGUACUACAUGAGGUUUCGGGUCUCUUCUUCACUGUAUCUAUCCUCAAGCCUCCAUCAUGUCUUGCGUUGGUCUCUCCACCCCUUCGUAUAGCUGAGCUCCGCUGGCCAGAUCUAUUGUCGCACACACCGCCACCCUUACCUCCUCUGGAACAAGCUCCUAGACGAGAGGUCGUCCCACUGCUACGCCGUCUCGAGUCUCCUAUGUCGAGCUCACAGGCGAACUUGUUUCAUCUCUCUCCGAGCAAGAUCCCGACAUCCUAACACAUUUCCUGGCCCAGAAGGUUUUUUAUGUGGUCUCCUACCACGACCCCAUCCACCACUCCAUUCGACAAAGUUCUUGUGCCUAUCAGUAUCAUAUACAAUUAUCGAAUGGAAGAUGGCAACAAUAUCAACAGCUGUACCUUAUUUACUCAAUGAUGCUCAUGUGGCUGAACUGAGUUCUGAGUUCUGAGUUCUGAGUUCGAAGACCGGCAGCUCGACAAACUUUCAUGGCUCCAUCAGGGUAAUGCUGGAACUAGAAGCUUUUGUCUUAACUCAAUGUUAGCUGCUGCCUUAGAAGUCCUCCUCAAGCUCUACUCUAAUUUCAUUGUCGUGGAUGUGGCCAUAUUCCCACUAUUGGAUUCAACCUAGUCCAUUUGUUCAAGCCACUGUCAUAUGUACUCAUCUUCUUCGAAUAGCUUUGUUCACAGUGUGCUCUUCUGCGUGCUAUUCAGCGUCAAAUACAAGUCAGUUAGGACUUUGGUCUCUUCUUAUUGCUGUAUCAACGUCGAUUUCGACGUUCUUUAGGUGAAACUUCUCCAUAGGUUUCAUUCAUCUUGCUGAGCUUGACUCGCCUCUUAUAGGCUUUACCUUUCUAUGUUUCGUAAUUUUUUUUUUCUACUUCGAGCAUGUCUCCCGUUAAACUUUCAUGUUUUUUGAACUUUUAAUAUAACAAAAAAAAGAUAUGGAAACCCAGACCAUAACUAAUGAGCUUGGUCUUCAGUAUCUAUUCUGAGACAUGCACAAAUGAGAAUUGAAACGAGGGAAAGAAAAAUUUUGAAGACUUGGAGGCUGUUAAAACUCCACGCAAAGCUUCAGCCAGGAAAAUUCAGAGAGUGUAUAAAAGAUUCUGAUCCAAUAAUACCUUGUAAGAUCAGCACUGGUUUUAAGCCCUCCAGUUGCACCUUGGACAUAUUGCAGAAGUUCCUUGCGCUUUGCCUAGAAAAAAAAAAAAAAAAAAAAAAGAAGAAGAAGAUAAAGAUGUUGAAGUUAGCUUGAAGAAACCUUAAGCAACAAGUUAUUUGAUUCCUAGUUGGAUUAUGAAUUGGUUUUCGGAUAAUGAUCAUAAUAUGUUUUAUGGUUUUUGAUUGCCUUAUAAAUAAUAAAAUAAGCUUUAGUCAUUAGACAAAAAGCGUGUGAGUUGUUGUGUGAUUGAGAGAACUUGAUUAAGUUUACUUGAUUAAUUGAAUAAGAGAAGGACUUCUUAUUAA